Molecule: messenger RNA, 531 nt
Organism: Paramuricea clavata
Lineage: Eukaryota; Metazoa; Cnidaria; Anthozoa; Malacalcyonacea; Plexauridae
Source: the annotation of a GenBank genome assembly
AUGGCUUGCAAAUAUUGUCCUACAAAAUUAAUGUGUCCCUGUCCAGCUAAAGGUGAAAAAUGCUAUACUGCUGCAAAAAUGUACAGGCAAAAUAUUGAAGAACUACACAAAAGACAAUAUGUACCGAUUCAACCGAAACCUGAUGACGCUGCCCAACGAUUUGUAAUCGUCGAAAACAAUAUGCUGCAUCCCUCGACAGCCACAGCAACUAAAUUUAUACCACCACCACCACCACCACCACCACCACCACCACCACCACCACCACCACCACCACCGCCGCCGCCGCCACAGGAACUUACAGGAUUACUUUGGUACAAAAUACCCGAAAAGACACUUUUAUCCAGUACUCCUGAACAGCGCGAAAUACGUAAAAAUAAAUUUUUAGCUAGACAAUUAAAACCGCAAACUGAAAACUUUUAUUGUUUUACACAUAUGGGAUUUAUAGAACAAGCCUGUUGUCCACGAUGUUAUAAACUAACUAACGAUUAUUAUCCUAAUGAUAAUAGUAUAAAAACAAUUACAUUUGAUUAA